Messenger RNA from Camelina sativa (false flax), 574 nucleotides. Lineage: Eukaryota; Viridiplantae; Streptophyta; Magnoliopsida; Brassicales; Brassicaceae. The record is from RefSeq and is a predicted model, not a curated record.
UUACANGAGCGGCGAAAGCUAAUGGUGGAAGAAGCUGAGAAGAAGGAAGAAGAUGGAAUGUGGGCUUCUAUGAAUAAGCAUGGGCAAAAGCUUUUGGGAAGAUGGGUGUUAGGGAGAAGACAGAUGAAUGUAGAACCUGGAGUUGGUAAAUGGGUAUCAUACCUCAACCGAGAGAGAAAACUGGACUCGAUUGUCGGUUCUCGUCCUGCAGUACCACCAGCUCCUAAAGGAUUAUAUAUCUAUGGAAAUGUAGGAUGUGGCAAGACUAUGCUGAUGGAUAGUUUUGGGCUUCCUUCUUCGAUCGUAUCAAUGCUUUCUGGCGAAGAGGAAAUGUUUGCGUUUGCUCGAGCAGCGUCGCGGUUGAUUGAGAUGCAGACUCCAUUGUAUCUCGAAGGAGUUCGUUUCUUGCAUGCUUAUUUCCAUCAACAGAAGUAAAUCAAUAAUAACAAAAUGAAUAAUUGACUUAUAUUGCGCCAUUAAUUUUUCCACUGUGAUUAUUGUUUGGCAAAAACUGACCAACCAAAGGUUUAUUAUAUAUACUAAGGCGAUUCAUGAAUAAAAAUGUUCUUUUACU